UCUCCUUGCAGCAGGCAAUAAUUACGACCUAGGAGAGUCUCGCCAAUCACUUCCAUCUCUCAGUCUCCCCUACCCCGCCUCAGCCCCCCUCCCUACCCUCCAGUUUUCCCAGACUUGAAGAUAGAUAAUAGAUGGGAAGAAAUGAUGACCGAAAUGCUUUGUAAAUAUGCCUUUCAAAGAAUAUGGCUGAUAAUAAUUAUAAUGUUGAAGACUUAGACCCAAGGACCUCAAUUCCGAAGCUGUCAAGAACCCAGGCUGGACGAGUCAGAAGUCACUCCGGGCACUUCCCACCUAGGGUGUGCACUGGGGUGGGGUGGGGGUGGGGGGCUGUGUCGGCUCCGAGGUUCCCCCAGGGCUGGGCUGUGACUAGUAGGCGGUUCCGUCUUGUUUGGGCAGCCAGCCUCUAUAUAGGGACUGUGGGGUAGCCGUAGCUCCAAGUUGCAUUACAGCGGAAGCGGGUCCCGGAGAAAUCCUGGGAGCAGGCAGCUGACCGCCAGCAGCGAGCAGCACAAAGCAGGCGCCAGACAGCGGGCAGCAUGAGCCGGAGUCCAGCCUUUCUGAACGCUGAGGAGGUGGAGCGGUACCUGAGCAGCUCCAGUCUCCUGAUAACACCCCUGGAGAAGGCUCUGGCCAAUUUCUCUAGCGGCCCGGAAGGAGGAGUCGUGCAGCCAGUUCGCACGGUGGUGCCGGUGGCCAAACACCGAGGUUUCCUGGGUGUCAUGCCUGCCUACAGCGCUUCUGAAGAUGCCCUUUCCACAAAGCUAGUAACCUUCUAUGAGGGCCACAGCACCUCCGCUAUCCCUUCGCAUCAGGCCACAGUGUUGCUCUUUGAGCCCAGCAAUGGUUCUCUACUCUUGAUCAUGGAUGGAAGUGUAAUUACUGCAAAGAGGACAGCUGCUGUGUCUGCCAUUGCUACCAAGUUUUUGAAACCCCCUUCAAGUGAAGUUUUGUGCAUACUUGGUGCUGGUGUCCAGGCCUACAGUCAUUAUGAAAUCUUCACAGAACAAUUCUCUUUUAAAGAGGUCAGGAUAUGGAAUCGCACCAAAGAGAAUGCCGAGAAGUUUGCUCAGACGGUGAAGGGAGAUGUGCACGUCUGCUCCUCUGUCCAAGAGGCAGUGACAGGUGCCGAUGUGAUCAUCACUGUCACCAUGGCAACAGAGCCCAUUUUAUUUGGAGAAUGGGUGAAGCCGGGAGCCCAUAUCAAUGCUGUUGGUGCCAGCAGACCCGACUGGAGAGAACUCGACGAUGAGGUUAUGAAGAAUUGUGUUCUGUAUGUAGAUUCUUGUGAGGGAGCCCUCAAGGAGUCUGGAGAUGUCAUACUGUCUGGGGCUGAGAUCUUCGCAGAGCUGGGAGAAGUGGUGAAGGGAGUGAAGCCAGCUUAUUGUGAGAAAACUACAGUUUUCAAAUCUUUAGGAAUGGCAGUGGAAGAUACAGUUGCAGCGAAACUGGUCUAUGAUUCUUGGUCAUCUGGUAAAUGAAGCAGAGAACCUAGCCUUGAGAUGCUGUGAUGUAAAGACUGCUGCUUGUCUCUCAUAGUUUCUUUCACAGAAGGGAAAAAUGGACCCACAAGGAAAUAUAAUUUUGCACUUAAUAUCACUUGCCUUAAAAAAAAGCAAACUAGCCAAUUUUGUUUGUGAUUCAAAAAAUUAAAUUAUAGUAUUGUGUUUUUUCUUUCCUUUGUCUUGCUGCUGAAGGAGCCCCAAGCAGGGAGCUGCUUGGUCAGUACAGCAUAUAUCACUAUAGAACAUCUGACCAACAGACCCCUGUCAGGGAACCUAAAUGUGCCAACGCCCAAAACAUAGAUUCCAGGAGAAACUUGUGGGCCACAUAUAGUGGCUAGUGAUAUGCUGUCAGGCGUUGGGUAUAAAAGACUGCACUCACAACUGCAGGUGGUCUCUUGUGCUGAGCUUCCCCUGGUAUAUACCAGAAUAAAGGACCCUCCUGCUUGAUUGCAUUGUCUGUGGGUCUUCCAUGGUGGUGGGUGAUGAACUGGACCUUAACACUGCAUCUUAUUAUAGCAUUCUUUGUCCAUAGAUAUAACCACCUUUUGUAUUUCCCUUAAUAUGAAUUUCCCUUAAAUAAAGAAUUUGCCAAUUUUUGGCUGCUUGCUACA
This is a messenger RNA of Monodelphis domestica (gray short-tailed opossum), 2113 nucleotides long. It is a transcript of the gene CRYM, whose product is annotated as crystallin mu. Lineage: Eukaryota; Metazoa; Chordata; Mammalia; Didelphimorphia; Didelphidae. Gene Ontology annotation, molecular function: thyroid hormone binding. The record is from RefSeq and is a predicted model, not a curated record. Gene Ontology annotation, cellular component: cytoplasm. Gene Ontology annotation, biological process: thyroid hormone metabolic process.